Kickxella alabastrina is the source of this 340-nucleotide messenger RNA. RefSeq lists its product as uncharacterized. The record is from RefSeq and is a predicted model, not a curated record. The transcript has a single exon. Lineage: Eukaryota; Fungi; Kickxellomycota; Kickxellomycetes; Kickxellales; Kickxellaceae. Bases 1 to 321 code for a protein of 106 amino acids.
AUGCCCUGGUCAUCCUGGUGGACACACGCGGCGAUACCAUUGACGGCGCCCAGCUCCAGCAGCUGCACCAUCUGCAGAUUCGCCACAUCUGUUGCAUCUUCUUCUGCUUCUGACGGCCGAUACGCUGUGAGAAAAGUGCACAGCCACACAAGGCUCUCCAUCAGCGCGCGCAAAGGCUCGAGCUCAGAAACUGGCUGGCAUGUGACACUGGGCAAUGCAGGCAUAAACGCCAGGUCGAUCAUCCACCAGUGGUACUCGGUGCGCAGUGCAAACUGCUUUGCCAUGGCCACACAUACCGACCAACACAAGCAUGGCGUCUGACCGCUAUCUCCGCUUGCUG